AUGAAGUUGAGCACGGCCGUUUUGGCUCUCGGAGCCAUGUGGCAAGUUUCGGCUCAAUCGUGGACCUCAAAUGCCACCACUGAUGAUGAUCUGGACAUUCCGCUGUAUGAAUCAUCAGCAGCCUUGAAGAAAAGGUACGUCAAAUUUGAUUUCAACAAGCUCAGGGGCGAUUCUGCUGAUACAGCAGUUGCAGGAGCCCCGGGAAGUGCGAAACUGACCAAGAGGAGCGACGGAACCGCUUUGGUGUACUUAAAAAACGAGCAGACCUUCUACUCUGUGAACAUCGGUGUGGGUACACCCGAGCAAAACCAGACUCUGCUUAUCGAUACCGGAUCUUCGGAUCUGUGGCUAAUGGGAUCCAAUAAUCCCUACUGUGCCAAGUCGUCGUCGAAGAAAAAUGUGGAUGUCGAGGAAAAGGACUUACGUAGCUGGAUUUCGUCCAUUACAGCACAACUCUCCACCGUCACUCAAGUGACCGGAACUCAACCGGGUCCAACAUCCGUUUCUGCAGGAGACGCUACGUUGUCGUGCUCCCAAUAUGGUACUUUCGCCACCGACUCGUCCUCGAGUUUCAAGUCCAACAACUCCGAAUUUUACAUUUCUUACGGUGAUGGAACCUACGCAUUGGGUACAUGGGGCUCUGACAAAGUCACCUUGCAAGACGUGCAAAUCCCUAGUGUCAAUUUUGCUGUCGCUAACGAAAGUACAUCUGAAUUUGGUGUCAUGGGUAUUGGUAUGGAAGAUUUGGAGUCUACGAACACUCUUUCUAAGGACCGCCGCACGUAUAUCAACUUCCCUUCUGCGCUUGUGUUGCAAGGCGACAUUCAAAGCAGAGCUUUUUCUUUGUACCUGAACAAACUAGAAGAAACACAGGGAACCAUUUUGUUUGGUGGCGUCGACCACAGCAAGUACACUGGAUCUCUUUACACAGUCCCCAUCAUCAAUACCUACAAAAAUCUAGGUUAUGCUAAUCCUAUUAGAUUCGAAAUCACUUUACAGGGGUUGGGGAUAGAUGCCAACAAUACUCAAAAGACGUACACCACAACCAAGAUUCCAGUUGUCUUGGAUUCGGGCUCUACUAUUAGUUAUUUGCCAGCUUCGCUAGUAAGCGCGGUAGCCUCGAGUCUGAAGGCCCAAUACGAUUCAUCGAGUGAGCUGUACUUGUUUGAUUGCUCUGAGGUUAGCGACGACGACUCUUUUGUUUUCGAUUUCGGCGGAUUUCAAAUAAGGAGCAGUCUGGCGAACUAUGUGAUACAGACCAGUGACUCUUCCCAGUGCGCUUUGGGAAUGAUCCCACAGACUUCAGGUAGUUACAUUCUUGGUGACAACUUCCUUACUGCUGCGUAUGUCGUUUACGAUAUCGACAACAUGCAAAUUUCCAUGGCCCAAGCCAACUACAAUGGCGGUUCUGAAGACGUGGAAGUGAUCUCGAGUUCGGUGCCUGGCGCUACAAAUGCUCCAAUGUACUCGUCUACUUUCUCUUCUGCUGUGUCUAUUUCAACAGGUGGUAAUAUCUUUACCCUGUCGUCCGACGGAGCCGUCGCAACUGGUGGCAGUUCCAAUAGCUCAUCUAGCAGCAACACUCGUUCUGGUUCCAACUCCCGUACCAGUUCGGGUGCUAGUUCCACUGGCGGCUCGUCCAGUACUGGCAAAAAGAAUGCAGCAGUGGGCGUCACUGUGCCUAAUCAUGGAAUAAUCAGCUUUUUAGUCACCUUGAGCAUUGGCCUUGUCGCUGGGCUGUUGUGA
This is a messenger RNA of Lachancea lanzarotensis, 1746 nucleotides long. RefSeq names its product LALA0S07e04610g1_1. The transcript has a single exon. Gene Ontology annotation, molecular function: aspartic-type endopeptidase activity. The coding region runs from base 1 to 1746 and encodes 581 amino acids. Lineage: Eukaryota; Fungi; Ascomycota; Saccharomycetes; Saccharomycetales; Saccharomycetaceae. Gene Ontology annotation, biological process: proteolysis. The record is from RefSeq and is a predicted model, not a curated record.